AUCAGACGCGGAGAGCUCCGCACCCCGGGCCAGCAGAAGGACGAUUUUGCUCCGGACCAAACAGACAUCACACCAUUCAUUAACCUCGCCGCACAAUCACAAACUCGACGAUGCCGCCCAGAUUACCUCUUGCCCAAGCGGCGAGGUCCUGCCGCGCAACCCUCACCACAGCCACGACGACCCCCAUAAUCUCAUCCGCACCAUCUAUCACAACCCUCCUGUCCGCCUUGUCGUUGCAAACCCGCCGCCAGGCCUCGAUCCUCUCUAAUUUGAGGGACAAUCCGGGUGCUUACAACAAGCGGAAGCGUGUGGGACGUGGACCUUCAUCCGGCUAUGGAAAGACGGCCGGUCGAGGUCAGAAAGGUCGCAAAGCGCGCGGCGCCGUAAACCCUUGGUUUCAAGGUGGACAGACUUCGCUUUUGGGAGUUUGGGGUAGGAAAGGAUUCGUGAACCACCGAGCAGAAGACCUUGCAGAGGUCAACCUCGACCGGUUACAAGCAUGGAUCGAUUCCGGCCGCAUCGAUGCUACCCAGCAGAUUACACCUCGAGAGAUGGUACGCAGCGGUCUCGCUGCCCGCGGCAAGGACGGCAUCAAGAUCAUUGCACGGGGCUCGGAAAAGCUCAAGACCCCCAUCGACAUUGUCGCCUCGCGCGUCUCUGCUAGCGCCAUAGAGGCCAUUGAGGCCUUGGGCGGAAAGGUCCAGACGCGCUACUACACGAAGCAAACGAUCCAAAGACUGGUCCGCGGUGAGAUGGUCCACACAACGGAACCCCUGCCCGUCGGUGCCGAACACGUAGAGAGGAUCUUGACCGAGCGCAAAGGCCAGACCAAGCACAUGUACCGUAUGCCCGACCCUACUUCCCGUUGGGACAUUGAGUACUACAGAGACCCGGCGCACAGGGGCUAUCUGAGUUACCAGCUCGCUCCGGGCGACUCUCCCAGUUUGUUCUUCAAGGUGCCCAAAACCUUUGCACCAAAAGUGGAUAAGGAAGAGGGUGAGCAAAAGAAGAAGAAGGAUCUGGGAGACAACAAGAUGUGGUGAUGGAGCAUCUUUUGAUUGCUUCUGUACAAUAUUAUGUCCACAUAGAGUGUAUUAUCCAUAUACAAGCAUUGGGUUGGUAAAUGGCUGGCACUUGUCAGUAUCGCUGAUGAAGUUAUGUGUUAUAUCGGCUCAAAACUGUCAGUUUUAUUUCAAAGCAGAGGUUUGUGUGAUUAUCACACUGUUCUUGACCACAUGAGUAUCGGCCUACAAGAAGUGGGACAUGCUACGAGUCCAGUAUUAUAUCUAUGUCAGUUAAAUCAUAUUUGGGUGUGUAACUCAGGAUAAACAAAACAAAACUCUUUAAGAAAA
Messenger RNA from Pyricularia grisea, 1352 nucleotides. RefSeq lists its product as uncharacterized. Gene Ontology annotation, biological process: translation. Gene Ontology annotation, cellular component: mitochondrial large ribosomal subunit. The transcript has 2 exons. The record is from RefSeq and is a predicted model, not a curated record. Lineage: Eukaryota; Fungi; Ascomycota; Sordariomycetes; Magnaporthales; Pyriculariaceae. Gene Ontology annotation, molecular function: structural constituent of ribosome. Bases 111 to 1043 code for a protein of 310 amino acids.